Zootermopsis nevadensis is the source of this 7142-nucleotide messenger RNA. RefSeq names its product solute carrier family 23 member 1. Gene Ontology annotation, cellular component: membrane. The record is from RefSeq and is a predicted model, not a curated record. Gene Ontology annotation, biological process: transmembrane transport. NCBI's taxonomy places the organism in Eukaryota, Metazoa, Arthropoda, Insecta, Blattodea, Termopsidae. Gene Ontology annotation, molecular function: transmembrane transporter activity.
GACACUGACCCUAAAAUAUAGACGUAUUUACGUCAAAAAACAAGAAUAAUGGCACAAGUUUCAAUAGCUCAUCAGCUGGCCUAUAGCUGCAAACUAACAUCUUAAAAAAUAUAUAAUGUUGAAAAAAUGUUGGAAACGGCCUCGGACUUUGAGUUUUAAUAAAUAUGAAACUUCUUAUAAAAAUUCACGGCACGUUGAAACCCUGAUUUAGACUACAUGACGUACAGGCUGCGUCUCAUCAUCAGAAACGUAGUUCUGAUAUAACCAAACGUUUCUCGUGGAUUGAACUGUGACUCAUACAUAUCAGAUUUGCAUAUUCUGCGUUAGUGGUUAAAAGUCACGACCCGAUUUUAAGCCACUUGAUUAUUAAUAACAGGUUCUUUGAAGUCCUUAUGUAAAGACAUAGUUGUGCGCCUUGUAAUUCGUUCCACGUGGGGAUAGGUUUUGUUGUACAUUUUAGUAAUCCGUGUGAAGGCCGUGAAAGCUGGCCGAAGUUUUAACAGGACAUCAAUUCAGUUGUUAGUGACUUUCCUAACCGAACGGACGCAGACACUGUGCUUCAAGUGCGCGAUAUGGAUCCGAACAUCACGGACAGCACAAACCAACUCGUUCUUUCGGUCAUUGGAAUAGAAGAUGUCCACUCGAAGGAAAACCUCUCCAGCCCUGGCAUCAAUCAGCAUGAGGACAGAAAGGAGGCACUCAUCACGUAUGGCAUUGACGACAUACCACCUUGGUAUCUCUGCAUCUUCAUGGCGCUCCAGCACUACUUGACAAUGAUAGGCGCCAUAGUGUCCAUUCCAUUCAUCCUGACUCCUGCGCUCUGCAUGAAAGACGACGACCCAGCUCGAGGCCAUAUCAUAUGCACUAUGAUCUUCGUGACAGGCAUUGUAACCUGGGUGCAGUCCACCUUCGGCUGCCGGUUGCCUAUUGUGCAAGGGGGCACAAUUUCCUUUCUUGUCCCUACUUUGGCCAUUCUCAAUUUGCCUCAGUGGCGCUGCCCCGACCCAGCAGUGCUGGAAGCAAUGUCUCCCGAGAACAGAACCGAGUUGUGGCAGAUUCGAAUGAGGGAGCUUUCUGGUGCCAUAGCAGUGUCUGCCAUUCUCCUGGCUGCUAUCGGGUACUUGGGUAUUGUCGGAAUGCUGCUGAGAUACGUAACACCUCUCACCAUUGUGCCCACAGUCUCGUUAGUAGGACUGUCUCUAUUUGAAAAUGCCGCAGAAGCAGCGUCACAGCAUUGGGGUAUAGCUGUGGGCACCAUCCUGAUACUGACCGUAUUCUCACAGUGCUUAGCUGGGGUGACAGUACCAUUUCCAGGGUAUAAACGUGGCAGGGGUUUUACCAUAAUCUGGUUCCAUCUCUUCAAACUUUUUCCUGUGCUGCUAACCAUCAUGAUAAUGUGGGGAAUUUGUGGCCUGUUAACCUUGUCUGGGAACCUUCCAGAGGGGCACCCGGCCAGGACAGACGUCAAACUGCGGAUCAUCGAGGACUCGCCUUGGUUUCGCUUCCCCUAUCCUGGGCAAUGGGGUGUGCCGACUGUCACGGCAGCAGGUGUGCUAGGGAUGCUUGCAGGUGUCCUGGCUUGCACUGUGGAGUCUAUCAGUUACUAUCCCACUACAGCAAGGAUGUGUGGAGCACCCCCACCACCUGUACAUGCCAUCAACAGGGGCAUUGCUACUGAAGGGUUAGGCACUAUCUUAGCAGGACUAUGGGGUAGUGGAAAUGGCACUAACACUUUUGGAGAGAAUGUUGGUGCAAUUGGAGUCACAAAGAUUGGCAGUCGGCGAGUGAUCCAGUAUGCUGCUGUUUUAAUGAUAAUCCAGGGUCUGAUCAGCAAGUUUGGUGCAGUUUUCAUUAUCAUACCACAGCCUGUUGUGGGUGGAAUGUUCUGUGUCAUGUUUGGCAUGAUUGCAGCUUUUGGCCUAUCAGCUCUACAGUAUGUGGACCUAAAUUCAGCACGCAAUCUCUAUAUCAUCGGAUUAUCCAUUUUCUUCCCUCUGGUGCUUCCUAAAUGGAUGGUGUCUCACCCUCAUGUAAUUCAGACUGGUAGUGAAAUUGCUGACAGCAUUAUCACUGUCCUACUCAGCACAAGUAUCCUUGUAGGAGGGAUCAUUGGUUGCUUGUGUGACAACCUCAUACCAGGUGACCUUGAAGAACGUGGCCUUAUUGCUUGGCAUAACCAGAUGAAGUUAGAACCUGAAGAAGCAGGUGACACAACAAGCACAUAUGACUUUCCUGUUGGGAUGGAACUGGUCAGAAGAUGCAAAUUUUUCUCCUACCUACCCUUCAUGCCUACCUACAAACCAAGGAAAUGGCACACAUGUGUUAUGAAGAAAGGACAUCGCUGCAAGGGGCCUGCAUACUGCCACUUGCCAGCUGACCACAGCACUAUACAACUGGUAUCCACUUCAGAUAGCAGAUCCAUCCUCCAGUGCAACAUCAUGGAUCCAGGAAUUACAAGCAGCAGAAACGAUCUUGUGCUCACGGUGUUGGGGUCAGAUGAAAGCAAUCUGGCAAAUGUAAAUACUAACACCUUUAAAAAUGAAGAAGAGGAAAAACAGAUGCAGUCAGACGUCAAAUAUGGCAUCGAUGAUGUUCCGCCUUGGUAUCUAUGCAUCUUAAUGGGGCUCCAGAACUACUUCACGAUGAUAGGUUCCAUUAUGACUAUCCCAUUCAUCCUGACACCUGCACUCUGCAUGCGUCACGAUGACCCAGCUCAAAGUAACAUUAUAUGCACCACAAUCUUCGUAACUGGCAUUGUGACCUGGGUGCAGUCCACCUUCGGCUGCAGGUUACCAAUUGUGCAAGGGGGCACCAUAUCACUUCUAGUUCCAGUACUGGCCAUUCUAAACAUGCCAGAAUGGAAAUGCCCAGAACCAGAAAUUCUUGAAGGAAUGUCAUUUGAGAACAGAACUGAGUUAUGGCAAACUCGAAUGCGGGUACUGUCAGGAGCCAUAUCUGUAGCGGCCAUUAUACAGGUUAUCAUUGGCUUAUUUGGUAUUGUUGGAGUAUUGGUGAGGUAUGUAACACCUCUGACCAUCGUCCCUACAGUCUCUCUAAUUGGACUCUCCUUUUUUGAAAGUGCAGCUAAUGCAGCAAUGCAGCACUGGGGAAUCGCUGCAGGGACAGUCUUGAUGCUGACUAUAUUCUCACAGGUUUUAAAAGAAGUGAAUGUGCCAUUCCUGACUUACAAAUAUGAUCAGGGUUUCAGAAUAAUAUGGUUCCAAUUCUUCAAACUAUUUCCGGUGAUGCUGACUAUCAUGGCAAUGUGGGGCAUAUGUGGCAUACUGACUCUGACUGAAUAUCUUCCAGACAAACAUCCAGCCAGGACAGAUUUCAAACUAAAGAUUAUUAAGGAUUCACCUUGGUUCCGAAUCCCAUAUCCAGGGCAGUGGGGUGCACCAAAAAUAACUCCAUCAGGUGUGUUGGGAAUGAUUGCAGGUGUCAUAGCAUGCACUGUGCAGUCAAUCAGUUUCUACCCCACCACAGCUCAAUUAUGUGCUGCACCCCCUCCCCGAGUCCACACCAUCAACCGAGGUAUUGCUAUUGAGGGGCUUGGUACCAUUGUAGCAGGACUCUUUGGCACUGGGAAUGGUACAAAUACGUUUGGAGAAAAUGUGGCUGCAAUUGGUGUUACCAAGAUUGGAAGUCGGCGAGUGAUCCAGUGUGCGGCUAUGCUCAUGCUGAUUGUAGGGCUCUUCACCAAAUUUGGCGCAGUUUUUGUCAUAAUUCCACAGCCCAUUGUUGGAGGCAUGUUCUGUGUCAUGUUUGGUAUAAUUGUUGCUUUUGGCUUAUCAGCUCUGCAGUAUGUGAACUUAAACUCAGCAAGGAAUCUCUAUAUUGUUGGUUUCUCAGUCUUCUUCUCAAUGGUGUUGACCAGGUGGGUGAAAGCACACCCAAAUGUAAUUCAGACUGGCAAUGACAUAGUAGAUAACACCAUCACAGUCCUACUUAGUACAAGCAUACUAAUAGGAGGAAUCAUAGGUUGUGUCUUCGAUCAUAUCAUACCAGGUACACCAAAGGACCGUGGCCUGAUUGCCUGGAGAGAACAGAUGAAGCUGGUAUCUAAUAAAGAAACAGAUGACUUACCCAACACUUAUGACUUCCCUGUGGGCAUGAAAUUCCUUAGAAGACACAACAUCUUCUCCCAUCUACCAUUCAUGCCAACAUAUAAGCCAUGAAUAUGACAGCACUUGUGUACAGAGAAGACACCCUAACACACAGACUGAAAGUCCUGUUUGGAGUCCUUUGUAGAGCUAAUAAUGAAUAUACUUCUCAUAUCAACAACUAAAGAAAGAAGAGCAGAAUAUAAAUACCACUGAAUGCGUACUUGAUUCCUGGUACAGACCAAGUGGAAUAUUUAUACACACAAACAUGCUAAAGGAAGAUUUUUCACUUCUAUCAGUUACUCUGGUUUUUAUCAUCAUAUUCUCUGCCCUCGAUAAAAUAUUCUCUGGCAACAAGCCAUGUCAGUUGAUGUGACAUCAUUCCUUGAAUGAUCGAGGCACAGAUCAUCUCUGAAACAUCAGACUUUUUUCCACAACUAACACAGCUUGUGCCUGAGAAUAUUUCAUUGCAUUCAGUCGCCAUGAACGCUUCAAGUCUCAUAUAUUCUGUGUCACUCACUUAUUUGUGGUUUACUUAAUGAUGGUACCAGCAGUUCCCACUAUAUAGCACUGAAUGACAAGAUUAUUAAAUAAUGAAUUGGAAAGGACAUGGAAAGAAGUGGCCAUGGAAAACCACAAAAUCCUCAGUGAGGAUAACCAAGUCUCUAGGCUGAAAAUAAACCUGGGACCACCAGAAUACAAAGAUAGAGUGCUGAAUAUUUGACCACUGUUAUAGUAUACAUAACAUAAGUGAUCAGUUCAUAACGAAAGCAUAACCUAUCAGUCCAACCACAAAUCAGAGCAAUGUGUAAAUGCUAGAAGAGUUGUGAGAUUUGAGGCUGUCAUGGGGCUGUAGAUAACAAUGUUGUUCUCAGUUAUGAUUUUAGAGAUGGAGAUCAAAUUUUUCUCCAAAACAUUGGUUUCUAAAAGAGUUAACAUAGUGUCACAGUCUAUAACAUCACUGCUAGAAUACUUUAUUUAACACUUGUAAGGUUCUGCAACAUAAACCCCCAACUAUCAUUUCAUUAACCUAAACCACUGAGAUCUGAGGUUCUCAAAGAAGAUGGCAUGAAUUUUGGGCUCCUUGGUUUCGAUGCUGUAUAGCCUUGUAGGUGGUUACCAAUGUUUCAGAGAAGCAUUAACCACCAAAAAUCACUGCUGCAUAUAAUACAGCAGAACUAACUAAAUAGUUAAUAUAUCUAUGGAGAAGAUUCCCAAUUGUGAACUUAACUUAAUUAUAUUUGAUGAUGAGCCUCAAUUUGAGAUUUAACAGUAACAGUUUUCAUCAUUGUUCUUUACACUUAAUUUUGUGCUUAAGUAUUUUAUAGAAGUAGUAUAAUUGAUAAGGUAAACCCAAGAAGCCAUUGGACAUCAGGGGAUAAAGGUGUUUUGGGCAUGAAGCUACAUGUAAUUUAGAGACCAAGAAUCUAUGGAGUUCUAUUACCCUGCCUUUCUGUCACUGUCAUUACAGGCACUAUUUUAAAUUUUAGCCCUAUAGGAUUGUUUAUUUUAUAGUAUAGUUAUGAUUUUACACAUCUUUUCAUUCUUCAUAAAGUGACAGCUAAAGGCCCAAACUAAAAUCACUUUUCAAGAGAUACAAGCAUAAAGCACUUAUGUACUAGAAGAAAAUGUUAAACUGAAAAUGUUAAUUAUUCUAUACCUGAGGUGAACUCAAGAAUGCAACAUUGCGUUUAGCGUUAAGUAGGCAAAAUGUAUGAGCAUGGGGCACAUGUUCCGAUACUCCCUCAUCUUCAGUAUGUCUAGUGUUUAUGUAACAAAGAGACUGAAUUCAUUUUCAGUGCUACUCAAGUAAUAAUAUGUAAAAUAUUGAUAAAAAUGUUACAUAAUUAUAUUAAUUUGGCUUUUGGGUAUAAUGAACAAUUUUACAGAAAUAUUGUAAAAGAUUAUACUGAAGGUUUACGUAUAUCUUCCCAAUUCACGUAUCAUAAAUUCAUAAGUUAUUUAAUAAUGUUGUAUCAGCAAAAAAGAUGAUAUGGCAUUAAAUAAAUUUAAGGUUACAUAAGUUUAUCUGGAAAAAAUGAGAGGAAACUUGGACUAUGGGAUUUUAUAUACCUAAUUAAUUUAAAAUAUUCGGGAAUAUAAGAUGAGCAAAAACUUUUCCUAACAAACUAUGAUUUUUAUUAUGUACGCAAUUACAAAUUUAACUUCUUAUACCUUUAAUGCAUAGUGUCCAUCACAUUCCUCUUGACUUCUGCACUCUGUAUGAAAAAUGAUGACCUAGCAUGAAUUUGUAUCUUCAUGGUGAGAUUAUGACCUGAUGCAGACCACCUUCAGUUUCCAGUGUGCUUAAAAGCAAAAAUAAGAUAAUUAAAUUAAUACAAGGUACAGUGUGUUAAAAUAUUCCUCAGAUGGGGCCACUCAGUUGUCAUAAAAAUCUCAAAAGAGGGACCAUAUUAUGCUUCUACAGUGGCAGAACAUAUCACAUGCUAAUGUAUUUAUUCUUACCAAUAAGUAAUAAUAUACACUGUAAUAAAUGGGAUCCAGUUUAUUCAUUAGAAUUUUAUAUUAUAUUACUUUUAUAAUGACAUUUAUAAUUAUCUAUGUUCAACCCAGUGAACAAGUACUUUUUGAACCUAGACACACAGUGAGCAUCAGAAAACAGGGUAUGAUGUAUUUAAAUUUGUUCAUGUUAUCCAGAUACAAACGAUGCUUUUAUUAUGUGGGAAAUAAGUAGAAUCUCCCUUGAGUAAAUACACAACAGGUAUUUCAAGAGGAAGGAUUUUAAAUAAAUAACUCAUUCUUCCUCAAAAGAGACCUAAGUUGCAACUUCCCUUCUUAUCCUUAUGUUGGUUUUAAUACAGAACGUAAAUAUGAUACUAAAAGUUAUUAAAACAAUGACCUAACACAUACAGGAAAUUAAAGCACAAAUUAAGUUUUAUUUUCAAUUACAGACCAAACACUAGGAUAACUUCUAUGUGCAGGUAUGUGUAAUAUGUACAAAGAUUUAUUAAUUUAUUUAAUGUUGUAAAUAAGUACACAAUACAUGCUAUGCUGAAAAUAAAGAAUAAGAAGCAGGAG